AUGGCGAGCCCGUCUGCGCCGUUCAUGUCCGCCGUAGACCCAUUUCACUUCGAGCCCCAGUCCCCUCCGACGACAUCCAUCUCGCUCGCGAACGGCCUCCCGCCCUUCCCGUUCACCUCCGCCCCUCCUCAACUUCCAUCCUCUCAGAGCCGCGUUUCUCCAGCGCUGUACUCGCCCCACUCAGCAGCCUCAACAGCCUCCAUCGCACAAUCUAUCGCCCCAUCACUCGGUCCACGCAGUCCCUUUCCCGCUCACGAGUCGGAGAACAUGGAGGGGAUCUUGCCGGGUGAGCCGAGGGGCGCUGGGGGAGCGGUCACGGAGGCGAUGAGCAGGAUGGAGGUCGAGGACGAGUUGAGGAGGGGGCCGCCCACGUCCGAUACGCCAGGUGGAGAUUGCAGGAAUGUCUGUAUUCGUCAUGCGAGGAUGGCGAAUGGCGCGACCAACCUCAUGCUUCAGAAGUCCCUCGAGAACCUCGCGCCGCACGAGCAGCAGGCCGUCAACACGAUCUGGUCGCUCUUCUCCUCCUCGCCCUCGAAGCGGCGCCUCCUCAUCCUUCGCGGCCUCCUCACCAUCGCCUGUCCCUCCCAACUCUCCUUCCUUCAAGAAGCCCUCGCACUCGAGAUGCGCCUCGACCCCGUCGAGCUCCUCCCGCGCGAAGUGACGCUCAAAAUCUUCGGCUACCUCGAUGCGAUCUCGCUCGGACGGGCGGCGCAGGUUUCUCGUGCAUGGAAGGGCAUGGCAGACGACGACUUGCUGUGGCGCACGAUGUGCGAGCAGCAUAUCGAGCGCAAGUGCGAGAAGUGCGGGUGGGGAUUGCCGCUUCUGGGCGAGAGGAGGAGGAAGGCGAGGCUCGCGAUGAAUUCGUUGCCGGCGAGUCGGGCGGGCGAGGUCAGUCGCGGCAGGGACAGCGACGUCAGACGGAUGCUCGAGGAUACGGCGACUUCUGCCGCGCAGGCUCAGGCCGAACACCAGCACCUCCACCACCACGAUGACUCGGGCGCUCCCUCGUCGGCCAUGGUCAUCGAGCCUGGCUCGGCGGCGUCGUCCGACUCGCACCGCCACAAACGCAGCAAGACGAGUUCGCCUACCCCUUCUCGACCCGCUUCUCCUCGCCCUCCUUCUUCCCGACCCUCGCUCCUCCCCGCCAGCGCCGACUCAGCACCCGUCGUCCCCCUCACCCGUCCCUGGAAACACGUUUACUGCGAACGCCUCGCCAUCGAGCGUAACUGGCGUCGCGGGACCUGCGCAGCGACGGUCCUCUCAGGCCACACCGACUCGAUCACCUGCCUCCAGGUCGCCGAGGACCUUCCGCACCCCAACUUCCCCGUCCUCAUGACUGGUUCUUGGGACCGCUCGGUGCGGAUCUGGAACCUCGAGACGGGCAAGGAGGUCGGCGUCUUGCGCGGGCACACGAGGGGCGUCCGGGCGCUCCAGUUCGACGCGCUCAAGCUCGUUACGGGAUCGAUGGACUCGACGCUCAAGAUCUGGAAUUGGCGGACGGGCGAGUGCAUGCGGACGCUCCGAGGACACCGGGACGCGGUCCUCUGCCUCACGUACGACAAGCAGCUGCUCGUCUCCGGUUCGGGGGACAGUACGAUCCGCGUCUGGGACUUUGGGACGGGCGAGGUCUACACGUUGCGCGGCCAUACGGAGUGGGUCAACUCGGUCGCGCUGUGGGACUCGAAGACGGACGGGUGCGAGCCUUCGCCUUCGACUAUCGGCGGUCCCGCUUCUGCCGCAGAUCUCGGCGCGCCCAUCAGCAACCCCGAGCAGGCGAAGCAGUCGAGUAUGGGCAAGUACCUCUUCUCCGCCUCGGACGACGCGACCAUUCGCGUGUGGGACUUGUACACCCGCUCGUGCGUGCGCGUCUUGUCCGGCCACGUCGCGCAGGUCCAGAGUCUCAAGGUGUACGUCGUCGGACCGGGCGAGGGACAAGGGUCGGCGGCGUUCCCCGACUCGCUCCUCCAGCCUCCUGCGACGACGCCGGGCGAGGACGAGCCGUUCGAGGGCGCGGACUCGGCACUCUCGACUGCCCGCCCGAAUUGUACAGCGAACCAGCGCCUCCCGCCUGCUCCGCCCGCCUCCCUCCUCAACCCCGCCGUCUUCACCGGCCAAACCGCCCGUCCGCUCUUCCCCACCGCGCCAGCCCAGCCCGACUUCGAGUUCCCCUCCGACAAGAAACCAAUGGUUGUCUCGGCUUCGCUUGACAACACCGUGCGCGUCUGGAACGUCGAGAGCGGUCAGUGUGUCCGCCAGCAGUUUGGGCACCUUGAGGGCGUGUGGAGCGUCGAUGUCGACAAGUUGAGGAUCGUGUCGUGCAGUCAUGACAGGACUAUCAAGAUCUGGGACCGCGACUCGGGGAAGAACUUGCACACCAUCGUCGGUCACAAGGCAGCAGUCACGUCCGUCCUCCUCACCGACCAGUCUGUCAUCUCCGGCUCAGACGACGGCGAGGUUCGCGUCUGGAGCUUUGCGCCGAGGGACUGA
This is a messenger RNA of Rhodotorula toruloides NP11, 2487 nucleotides long. RefSeq names its product sulfur metabolite repression control protein. The transcript has 4 exons. Lineage: Eukaryota; Fungi; Basidiomycota; Microbotryomycetes; Sporidiobolales; Sporidiobolaceae. The record is from RefSeq and is a predicted model, not a curated record. Bases 1 to 2487 code for a protein of 828 amino acids. Gene Ontology annotation, molecular function: protein binding.